Messenger RNA from Arabidopsis thaliana (thale cress), 2175 nucleotides. RefSeq names its product Cysteine/Histidine-rich C1 domain family protein. The transcript has a single exon. The coding region runs from base 127 to 2175 and encodes 682 amino acids. The record is from RefSeq and is marked reviewed. NCBI's taxonomy places the organism in Eukaryota, Viridiplantae, Streptophyta, Magnoliopsida, Brassicales, Brassicaceae. Gene Ontology annotation, molecular function: diacylglycerol binding.
GAGAGAUUGAAUCGUUACAGCAAUUAAAAAUCUCAUUCCAUUUAAGAAAAAAAAGAAAAAAAAAAAAAAAAGUCACCUUUUCCUUCAAAUCACAAGAGAUUAGGUUGAUUUGGAUAUCAUUCCGCGAUGGAAAAGGUAGAGUUACCAGUUCACGAGCAUCCUUUGUUCAUCUUUGAUCGGAUUUGUAUGGACACUUGUAAAGGAUGCAGUGUUUUUGGUUAUUUUUACGGUGGCUAUGUUUGCAAUGAGGUAGGUUGUGAUACCCUCUUCCAUAAGGAGUGCGUCGAGUCGGUACCAGAGAUCAAACACCCUUCCCAUCCUCAACAUCCUCUCAAGCUCAACCUGAAAUGUGGACGGUUUUGUUGUAGUUUGUGUAUAAGUGGAUUGCAAGUUGGUUAUCAUUGUUCAAUAUGCGACUUCAAUGUGCAUUUGGUUUGUGCAAGAAGACCUCCAUCCUCAACUUCAUCCUCAUCCUCAUCUUCGCCGCUACCUACUAGUGUUGAUAAUUCCAAAGUGCAUCAGCAUCCACUUCUACUCUCUAAGAACGUGGAGACGUUCUUACUAAAGGAAGGGCGCAAUUGCAACAUGUGCAACACGAAUAUCAAAAUCAAUGAAAAACAACUUUGUGAAUGUCGUCUGUGCAAUAUCCUUUUCCAUUUGGAUUGUGUCGGGCUCAUUCCAAACGUAUACCAAACUUCUCAUCCGAAACACCCUCUCAAGUUUCUCCAAUACGGAGCACCAGAGUAUGCUCACGAGAAAUGCCUUCUUUGCAAGAAGAAGUUCAAAAAGUUAUCUAACAACUAUGAUCGAGUUUACCACUGCGAUGUUUGUAAUGUCACCAUUUGCAAGGAUUACUGUAUGGCGAAACCACCGCCAGUUUCUGUUGUGAGUCCUACGACCCAUGAGCAUCAACUCCACCUUGUUCCAAGACUAGUCAAUUUUACUUGCAACGCUUGUGGGACGGCUGGUGAUCGAAGUCCUUAUUUUUGUCUUCAAUGCAAUUUCAUGAUCCAUCGAGCUUGUAUUGAUUUACCCCGCGUGAUAAAUAUCAAUCGUCAUAAUCAUCGCAUCUCUUACACUAGUCUUCUUGGACACGGGAAUUGGACAUGUGGAGUUUGUCGUAAGAAAGUAGAUGGGUUUUAUGGGGCUUAUUCUUGCUCGAAAUGUCCUAGCUAUGCUGUUCAUGCAAGAUGCGCGACGAGAAAGGAUGUAUGGUACAAAGUUGAACUAGAAGGAACACCGGAAGAGGAGGAAAUUGCGCCAUUCGAGGUGGUCGAUGAGAAUCUGAUCAAGCACUUCAUCCAUGGCCAUAAUUUAAGACUCAACAAGGAUGGUAACCACGAAAGCAAAUUUUGUGAAGCAUGUGCCUCCAAAAUCAAUAACGAUCCGUUUUAUGGUUGUGAGCAAUGCGACUUUAUUCUACAUGAAACAUGUGCUAGUCUGCCUAGAAAGAUAAGGCAUGUAUCCAACAAUAAACCUUUAAUUCUAUCGACAGAUACAUAUUUGAAAGAUUCUCCACGCCAAAGAAGACAUUGUUCUGCUUGUUUCCAGAAUUUCAGCGGUUUUAGGUACGAAACUCAGUCUCGUAAUUUGUUUGGUUCCGCUACUCUAGAUGUUCGUUGUAGUUCGAUAUAUGAACCAUUUCUCCAUGAAAGCCAUCCACAUCCUUUAUACUUCAGUCUUGAGGGGGAUACAAAAUGUUCUGCAUGUGACAUCACAUAUAGCGCCAGGGAUAUGUUGUGUUGUGAUGAGUGUGAAUUUCGGUUGGACUUCCGCUGCGCUACUUUACCUAGAAAGGUAAUGAAUCAGAGGUACGACGAUCAUCCUCUCUACUUGUCUUACGGUGAAAAUAAGGAAGAUGGUCAACUUUGGUGUGAGGUAUGUGAAACAAAAGUAGAUCCAAAGGAAUGGUUGUAUACAUGUAAUCUAUGUGGAAUCAUUUUGCACAUAUCGUGUGUCGUGGGAGACUUCUCAUAUCACGUACCAGGACACAUUUCAUCGAACAAAAUCGCAAAUGGAGUAGUGGUACCCAACACUUCUAUUUGUAGACCCCAUUGUUCUAGGUGUUCUUCAAGAUGCAAGCUUCCUUAUAUACUUCAAAUCAACGACUUUUACUUUUGUUCUAAUAAGUGUUGUGGGAAUACUCGCAACCCUAGGGGUCGUAAUUACUACUAA